GAUGAGAAUUCAAACACGAGAUCUCUGCCAAGAGAGCCAAUCAGAGCAGAGCGCUAACAUCCUUGCGCAAACACAAGUUGGCGGCAGGUAUUUGUCCGUUGAACGUCGUGGAGGAAGGAGGGUCAAAUAGAGUGAUCCGUGAACACGUAGAUUUCAAUUCUUUGUGAAGCGGCCAGUGAUUCAAGAUCAUCUAAUAAUUUCAGGGACAUACAAGUUCGCAAACUGAGAUAUUAUUUAUAACUACCACCACUAGUAUAGUAAAAUCUCCUCAGAUUAAUUAAUAUGGCGCAGGCAGAAGCAUCUACUAGUAGUAGAAAUUUGUAAGAAACCGGAGGUGAGGAGGGAGAAUCAUUAAUAUGAGGAGACGAUUGCUUACGAGGAGAAAGAGAUUCCAUCGUGAAGAGAAGGGAAGGAAGACAAUCUCCGACUUUCGACCUAAUGAGCUGCCGAUGCCCGCUCACAGCGGAAGCACAUAUAAGGUUUAAAACGUAACAAAAAUAGUGAAGCAUCACACCUGAAGCUUCAUCGCUCUCCAAUAAAAUUCUUUUGUCUUCAGAAUGGAACUCUGCUCGUCCUGGGCCUGUUCCUAAGCGCUUUGGAGAAAGCGCAGGUACAAGGGAGAGAAGAAGAUGCCAACCAGUUGACGACUGUUACCACUGAGAGUACAUUUUCUGGUAACUAA
Messenger RNA from Gryllus bimaculatus (two-spotted cricket), 682 nucleotides. The record is from the annotation of a GenBank genome assembly. Lineage: Eukaryota; Metazoa; Arthropoda; Insecta; Orthoptera; Gryllidae.